Molecule: messenger RNA, 348 nt
Organism: Parastagonospora nodorum SN15
Lineage: Eukaryota; Fungi; Ascomycota; Dothideomycetes; Pleosporales; Phaeosphaeriaceae
Exons: 2
Coding region: 1-348 (115 amino acids)
Source: RefSeq, a predicted model, not a curated record
AUGAUCAGCCGCCUUCGCCCGACCGACUUCAAGAUCCUGUCCUUGACCACCAUAGCGUCACCACACAGGGGCUCUGCGUUUGCAGACUACAUGUUCGACACAAUCGGCCCUCGGCGGAUCAAGCGCAUCUACAAAGUGAUGGAAUACUUCGGCUUCGAAACAGGCGCGUUCUCGCAACUCACGCAGAAGUACAUGGCAGAGAGCUUCAACCCGCGAACACCUGACAUAGGAGACGUCAAGUACUACUCGUACGGCGCCUCUCUUGAGCCCAACAGCUGGUCCGUCUUUGCGGCAUCGCACGCGAUCGUCAAACGCACCGAAGGACUCAACGAUGGAUUAGUCAGGUGA